ACGACGAAGACCUCGACGUAGAACCUCGCGAUGAUUCAAGGAGGAGGGGAGUGUCAAAUUCCAAGACUAGAGAAGAGGAGAGAGGGAGAGAGAGAGGGGCGCAACGUUACAUUGCAAACUCUUUGCAAAGAUGGGGGACGACCGACCUUUUGUGUGCAACGCUCCGGGCUGUGGACAGAGGUUUACCAACGAGGACCACCUGGCUGUACACAAACACAAACAUGAGAUGAGUCUGAAGUUUGCCCCUGCCAGGACUGACUCUGUCAUUAUCCAAGGUACUGGUUCUCCUAACCAGACCCCUACUCCCACUCGCUUCCUGAAGAACUGCGAGGAGGUGGGGCUGUUCAACGAGCUGGCUAGCUCCUUCGCUGAGGAGUUCAGGAAGGCCCAGGAGGAUGACGACAAGCGGGCCAAGAACCCUCUCCCUGCCCCGAACAGGGAGGUGGCCCUGGACAUGAGCCUGCAGACGCCUUCAGCAGAAGCCGUCAAGGUGAAGGAGGAGACGCCUGUUGAGGUUGACUCCUCCCCACCAGGAAGUCCAGAUUCCUUUUCCAGCAUGUCAGACAGUAGCAGGGACACCAUGGUGAGAAGAGGAAAGGACACUCCCCCGAGGCCAGCGCUGAGUUCGGCCCCCACCCCCACAAUCAUGAGGCCAGGCGCCCUCCCGGUGCGGCCCAGACCAGGCUCUCUGCCCCUCCACCUGGGCUUCGACGCCCUGCAGCCCACCAUGCCUUCACCCACCUCUGUCAUCACACCCACCCCACCAUCCAACCGCACCGUAUUGGGCUCUCCCACAGGCCACUACCCCAUGAUGAUGCACCUUCCCAACGGGCUCCUCCCUGGACCCAUGCAGAUAGCCUCUGUCAUAUCUCUGGCCCGGCCCAUGCACAUGGUGCCCAACAUUCCCGGCAUCCCUGGUCCUCCUCUGGGAGGUGGCAGCAGCGGCUCCAACUCCCCCUCGGGGUACACCACACACUCUGAGGCCAAAAUGAGGCUGAAGGCAGCGCUGGCCCAGCAGAGUUCAGGAGGUCAUGGUAUGGGAGGUAUGGCCGGCAGCCCCAUGCACCCCCAGAGGAUGGAACAGAGCCAGUUACUGGUGCAGCACCCUGACGCACCCUCCCCAGCACAGCCACAGGUGUCUCCAGCCCAGCCUACUGGUGGUCGGCGGCGACGUGCGGCGGAGGACGACCCGGACGACCGUCGACAGCGUUUCCUGGAGAGGAACCGGGCGGCCGCCUCGCGUUGCCGACAGAAACGCAAAGUCUGGGUCAACUCCCUGGAGAAGAAGGCAGAGGAGCUAGUCUCCAUGAACGUCUCGCUGGCGAAUGAAGUGUCUCUCCUGAGGAAUGAGGUGGCUCAUCUCAAACAGCUACUGCUGGCUCACAAGGACUGCCCUGUCACCACUCUACAGAAGAAGAUUGCCUACAUGGGAGAGGACAGUCCUAUGAGAGACAUGUCGGAGCCCACCGGCUCCCCAGCCCCUGUCAUCCAACACAGCUCCCUGCCCAGCCCCUCUCCCUCCUCGGGCCCCAACGGCAUGGGCGCCCGGGCGGCUGCCGAGGCCAUGGCCAUGUCCGUGCUGGCUGGGAUGGGUCAACACCAGCAGCGGAGAGGAGAAAGGGAUGGAGGGAGAGAUGAGAGGGAUGGAGGGAGAGACGGGAGGGAUGGUCCCUCCUCUCACGUCAUCAUGGCUACACAGUCGCACCACUCUGCCAGAUGAUGAGCGUAUCACACAUCACGGCCCGGGACUCUACGGCGACACCACCCCACACGGGCAGGAGGAGAGUGGAGGAGAUAGUUAAAAAUAUAUAUAUAUAUACAUAUAAAAAAUAUAUAAAAAAUAACUCCUCUCUUCUUAGGUGACCAGAAGAGUAGGAAGGAAACGUUGUCUUACAUCAGAUAGCGUGACAAUUCUGCCUCCGAGCAUUGCGUAGGAGUGACGCGACCUGACGUAAGACAAUGGGAGGAGGAGGGACACCCGAAGAAAUAAUAUCUUCCUACUAAAAUGAAACAAACUCCUCCUCCUCUUUCCCCCUGCUGUGGUUGCCAUUUCGUGUCAGCCAUUUUGUCUCAUGCCUGGAGCCUUGCUGGAGCUCAGCAACAACAGCCUUCUGGGAAUGGACUGGGACAAUAAGAGAGAAAGAGCUUCAUGUUCUGUUCACUAUGCCAUAGACAACAUACAGGGGCUGGACUCCACACCCCUUGACCCCCCCCCCCAAAAAAAAAAUCACCCUACAACCCUCUCGCCUCACCCUCAAGCACUUAUGAACUUUACUGAACUGUAGGACUGCAUAGCAUCUUCCUGAGGGUGGUAAUGGUCGUUGUGAUAAACUCAUCACUCAGACUAGACUUUAGUUAACAAAUACAGGUAACACACGGUCAAACUCACAACACACGUGCACAUACUAGACAUACAUAUACACUCAACGUAAACAUUGCAUUGAUUCACAUUUGUUGUUGAUCACGUGAGAUACCAAAACACUGAGCACUGCAGGGGUCCAUAUUAUUGUAAGAAGGGAUUGUGGCCUUGCUCUCCUGCACAUGUUGACAUGUUUUAUUCACACACACAAAGAUGAUUGACGCUCCGAAUCCAAAGAUGCAUUGGUUUUUUUAUACUUUCAUUGUCAAGAUGGUCGGAUCCAAUAUUUAAAAAUUUGGUCUGUUUUCCUGAAUCCCUAAUAGUUUAAGUGGUUUCAUUUUGAGCACCUGUGUCAGUCGUUCACAAAAGUGGACCUCAUUUAUAGCCUUUUAUGAUACGUUUUAAUAAACUGUGUGUGUUUUUAUGUACAGCAGAAAAUAGCAAUUUGUUGUUUCAAUAUCUGAUACACUAAGAUCCGGUUUGGUAGCAUGUGACAUAUUGUUUAAUUAGCAUUUUAGUUGUGUUCCUGUGCAGCUUUCAUUACGUUAACGGCACAUUUAUUUGCAGCUUGGUCCAUAGCGAACCAAAUGGUGUCUUUGGUUGUCACUGAAGCCGUGCGACAGAAACGGAAAGCUAAAAGUAAUAGAUUCACUGUACACCGUCAUUUCUAAAUGACUUAUACACUUAUUAUACACAGACAUUUUUUCCAGACUACUUCCCCUCUCCUCUGUAACCAUUUCCUCUUUCCCAUGCAAUGUUUGUAUGUAUUAGUUUCUAAACGUUUACCAUCUUUUAUGACAUCUUAGCUGGCAGAAAGCUUUUCUUCUAAUGGUUGUCUGGCUGUCUAUCUGGCCUUUCUCUUGUCUUUUUUGUGGUACUGUAGUAGUUCAUCCUUGCUGCUUUCUGGAGUGGAAUGUGCUGCGCUUUAGUCUCUCUAGGUCGUGUUCAUUAGACACCAAACGGAACAAAAAUGGACUGAAACGAUGAGGAACUACCUGGAUCUGUCCAAUAAGAAAUGCUUCUUUUUGUUUGCCAUUACAAAACGUUCUGGAAUGUUUUUUUUUGUUGGGCUCCCUAAUGAACAGGACCGUUGCUGCUCUUAUGAAUGACUAUCCAAAACAAAGCCGUGUUCCCCUGUAACGUUUGUGUGUCUACAAACGGCACUGACACAUGAACAAACAUGUAACCGAACUGUUAUACUGUGGAUCAGCACUCACUCAGUGACAGCUCCAUCUCUGCUCAACACACACACACACACACACACACAAUGUGUUCGAAAACAAUUUUGCCUUAAAGAAUCACUUUCGUGCCUCCAAAAUACCCCUCAAAGAUGAUUGGGUUGCAUGAUAAAACAUAAUGCUUCUGCCUUAGGAAGAAAAAUAAUAAUAAUUGUCUCAGAAGUUAAAAGCCAUUCACAAGGAGUAACAAUAGAUUCAUUUAUUUUAUAUGCUGAUUGUAUAGAAGAUGCCUUAAAAAAAAACAGGAGUAAAAUGGCACCACACUUCACCACUGCAGUCACCACACUUCACUGUUGGGUGAUAAUAAUGCUGCCAUCUAGUGGAGUAAGAGGACUUUCACCUUCCCACAAGGACGGAAAUUGGACAUGGACCUUGAGGGAAAUUCUUUCAGAACUCCUGUGGCAGUCUGGGAACAGUUUCAAUUCUUCAGGGAUACCCUUUAUGAACAAAGUUUUAGACAUUUUGUUUUAGAAAAACAACUCCUAAACAAGGGAUAAUCAAUCUUGUUUUGCAUUUGUAUGUAACUUCCCCCACAAUCCAUCUGAAAAUGUAUGUAACAAUUUGCAUGGUGUAUUACUGCAGAAGUAACUAGAGUAUCAGUCAAAAAACAUAAGGACAUGUCUAAAGGCACUUAAAUAUGCAGGUUUAUCAUUCAUUGUGUUUUCUUUUGUUUGUGUUUGUAUAUACUUUGGUUUAAUUUGAAUACUUUCAGUGACAUCAAAAGUUGGCUAUUUUGUCUUUAUAAUGUAUAUUAUACAUAAUGGGCUUGUUUCUCGGAUACAGAUUUAGCCUGGUUCUAAACGUUAAAGCGUGUUCAACGGACAUUCGCGAUCGAAAGUACUUAGUCCAAUAAGGAUUGCUACUCAGUAACUACUUGACACAUCUCACAAAUGACUGAAUUUCUUUGUUCUACGCCUACAAUCCCAAUAGUAACCAGGGCUCUGGUCAAAGUACUGCACUAUAUUGGGGGAUAGGGUGUGAUUCGGGAUGCUACCCAACAAUGACAAUCCCAAUGGUGACCCUGUAUGGCAUUGUGUAGUACUCUGAGCCCGACGCUAUAGUUGGCUAGCUGUCCCUUAUUAAUAGACGAUUGUUCAUAUGAAAUGGUAAAAAAACAAACAAAAAAACACUUUAUUUAGCUUUCAUGUUAGUUGAUCUUGUCAUUGGCACUUUGUUUCUUCUCAUUUUUGUCUUUGGUAUUUUCUUUAUUGCGUGCUAUUGUUUGUCAUCAGGACUAUAUACAAAUACGCUGGCAUAAUAAACGCUUCUAUUAUAUAUUUUUGUGUUGUAUUGAUGAGAUAUAGAAAAUAAUUUGUAUCAGAACAUCGAUUUCUUUAUUUUUCCUAUCUAAAAGACUUUUAAUGUAACCCAACUGUUUGUAUCAGCCGGACUGUGCCGGAACCAGUGAGUUAAAAUCAUGAUUCUAAUUCAAUGGCUGGAACUCUGCUCUGUCUGAACUGCCCAUAACUCACAAACCAACUAAGUUAUUGUUGCAUUGGUUUCAUGGAAAUCAAUGUUUUUUAUUAUUAUAAAUAUUUCAAAAUAUUAACAGUUGUUGUGAACAAGUAACAUAAUUGUAUAAGAAAAAUUAACAAUUUUAUGUAUGGAGAAGACAUUGUGAAAGUUGCUAUUAGUUAUUUGAAUUGUUCCUUCGCACAGAAUUGAACUAAUCAUUUCUGAAAUUGUCCUUUAUUGUACUGUACAUCUGUUCUAUAUGAAUAUAUUUACUUUUCCAUGCAUGUCCAAGUGGAACUACUAUGAACACUUACAGUGCUGCGGAUUUAAUUAAACAAAAGGACCUAAUGGA
Oncorhynchus keta (chum salmon) is the source of this 5404-nucleotide messenger RNA. RefSeq names its product activating transcription factor 7a (gene atf7a). Bases 131 to 1720 code for a protein of 529 amino acids. The transcript is spliced from 12 exons. Gene Ontology annotation, biological process: regulation of transcription by RNA polymerase II. The record is from RefSeq and is a predicted model, not a curated record. Gene Ontology annotation, molecular function: DNA-binding transcription factor activity, RNA polymerase II-specific; cAMP response element binding. NCBI's taxonomy places the organism in Eukaryota, Metazoa, Chordata, Actinopteri, Salmoniformes, Salmonidae.